AUGUUGCGCCAUUUCUUGCGGAUCGAAAUCGACAACGAUCUGCUUAUGGCAAUGGUGGAACGAUGGCGUCCCGAAACCCAUACGUUCCACCUUGCGGAGGGGGAAAUGACGAUCACCCUCAAAGAUGUGGCGAUCCUCACCGGGCUGCCUAUUUCUGGGGAUGCCAACAUUGGUUCCACGACCAAACCCGAAGGAGGUUGGGGGCCGCUCAUACGUGAUUGUUUGGGCUUUGACAUGCCGACCACCACACCAAUUCAAGGACGGGGGCAUCCACCGUUGAAUGCGGGCCAAGUGUCGGUCCCGUGGCUGGUAUCUCACAUCCAGCAAGAGGUGGAAAUCAAUGACGAGACACCAGAAGAACAAGUCGAGCGCUACGCCCGCAUCUACCUCAUCGGUUUGGUGGGUGGAUUUUUGUUCCCCGACAAGUCCAACCGGUGGAUUCAAGGCAUAUGGUUGCCAUUGCUCACUGGUGAAUGGGAUGCAAUUGGAGAGAAGAGUUGGGGAUCGGCCGUGCUAGCGGGCGUAUACCGGGAGCUGUGUACUUGCUCGAAAGUGGGGGCAAAGCAAGCUGGUGCUGCGAUGUUCAUCGUACAACUGUGGGUAUGGGAGCAUCUUCCAAUGUUCGCACCUCUCGACCCACGUCCAUACCGGAGAAACGAUGAUGAGCUAAACUUUCUGCAAAAUCUCCCCUACGGUGUCAAGUAA
This is a messenger RNA of Linum tenue, 705 nucleotides long. NCBI's taxonomy places the organism in Eukaryota, Viridiplantae, Streptophyta, Magnoliopsida, Malpighiales, Linaceae. The record is from the annotation of a GenBank genome assembly.